This is a messenger RNA of Lotus japonicus, 2899 nucleotides long. RefSeq names its product pentatricopeptide repeat-containing protein At1g62670, mitochondrial-like. The transcript is spliced from 2 exons. The record is from RefSeq and is a predicted model, not a curated record. Lineage: Eukaryota; Viridiplantae; Streptophyta; Magnoliopsida; Fabales; Fabaceae. Gene Ontology annotation, molecular function: protein binding. Bases 540 to 1739 code for a protein of 399 amino acids.
UGUACACCCCCAACCCCAAUGCGCCGAAUUAGCCGUUCACAGACAGAGCAGCGUGGUAGUCAAGCCUAGCACUUUUGGAAUGAUGCUCGGUGUUGUUGGUGUGGUGAGUAGAGCACAUCACAUAUCAACGAAAAUUGCUGCAAUGUCAUCAUCGUCAUUAUUCAGAUUAACGAGGUUUCCCUUUCUUUCUAACCCCACUUUUCUUCUUUCCUUUCACUCUCACUCUCACUUUCAUUCUGUUCCUCAUUCCUUUCACAAUCCUGAUGAUGUUGUUUCCUUCUUCAAUCGCUUGCUCCAAAUGCAUCCUACCCCUUCCAUCAUCGAAUUUAGUAUGAUUUUAACUUCCCUAGUGAAGAUGAAGCAUUACUCCACUGCCAUAUCCCUUUCUCACCAAAUCACUUCCAGCAUCUUGAUCAAUUGUUACUGCCACUUAGGUCAACUUACUUCAGCUUUUUCUGUAAUGGGAAACAUUCUCAAGAGAGGUUAUCACCCAAACACUAUCAUCUUGAAUACACUUAUGAAAGGUCUGUCUUAAAGGCAUGGUUCAAAGAGCCAUGGAAUUUCAUGAUGAUGUGGUUGCACAGGGAUUUCGGUUGGAUGAAGUUAGUUACGCGACGUUGAUCAAUGGGUUAUGCAAAACGGGAGACACAAGAGCGGCGCUGCGGUUACUGAGACAGAUUGAACGGCCUAAUGUGAUAAUGUACAGCACAAUCAUUGAUAGUUUGUGUAAAGUUAAACUUGUAAGUGAUGCAUAUGACUUAUAUUCUGAAAUGGUUGCCAGGAGAAUUCCACCUAAUGCUGUCACUUAUAAUGCAUUGAUAAAUGGCUUUUGCAUUGUUGGUCGAUUUCAACAAGCGGUUGGUUUGUUAAACGAAAUGGUGUUGCAAUGUAUUGACGCGGAAGUUCAUACUUUUAAUAUAUUGGUUGAGGCUUUAUGUAAGGAAGGAAAUGUGAAAGAAGCAAAAAAUGUGUUUGCUGUGAUGGUGAAACAAGGUCUGGAACCUAAUAUUGUUAGUUAUAGUUCUCUCAUGGAUGGGUACUGUCUUGUUAAGGAAGUAAACAAGGCCAAAGAUAUAUUCAACUUCAUGGUCCAAAGGGGAGUGACGCCUGAUGUUCAGAGCUAUACUAUCAUAAUUAAUGGUUUGUGUAAGAUUAAAAUGGUGGAUGAAGCUUGGAGUCUUUUAAAUGAAAUGCAUUCCAAAAAGAUAAUUGCUGAUACAAUAUGCUACAAUUCUCUUAUUGAUGGUUUGUGCAAAUUAGGAAGAUCCUUUGAUGCCUGGAAGCUUGUUAAUGAGAUGAAUCAUAGAGGUAUACCACCUAAUGUUAUCACUUACAACCCUUUACUGGAUGUUUUAUGCAAAAGCCAUCAUGUUGACAGGGCAAUUGCUUUAAUCAAGAAAAUUGAAGAACAGGGUAUUCAGCCUAAUAUGUACACAUUCACUGUACUUAUGGAUGGACUAUGCAAAGUAGGCAGACUUAAGGAUGCUCAGGAGAUUUUUCAGGAUAUUUUGAUUAAAGGCUACAAUUUAAAUGUCCGGACAUAUUCAGUUAUGAUUGAUGGGUAUUGUAAAGAGGGUUUGUUUGAUGAAGCAUUGAUAUUGAUGUCAAAAAUGGAAAGCAGCGGUUGUAUUCCUGAUGCUGUAACUUAUGGAAUAAUUAUUCGUGCUUUGUUUAAAAAAGGUGAGAAUGAGAUGGCAGAGAAGCUUCUUCGUGAAAUGGUUGCUAGAAGUCUACAUUAAGAGUACAACUAGAUGAUUUGGAAAAAACGGAGGAUGGUGGUCCUAGGUCCUGACUUGUUCAGAUUCAUGGUAUCGUGUGCCUUACGACAAGUUCCUUCUUCAAAUAUCAGUGUCAUUAAGCUUCUUCAAAUACUAUGACUCUGAAAUGGAUGGUUAUGGCCAGCAAAUCAAUUUCUAAAGAUAGGUUGGUUCCUUUGGAUGAUCUGAGGAGUGUAAAAGCUGAGAUUGAGAUAUUAACUAGGCAAUCUCGUGAAAGUUUUAAAGUGGAUGGUUUUGUUCUUUCGAUGAUGGAUCUUUGUGUGAGAAGGGAGCCAUAUCAUAGAUUAGAGAAGCAUGGCCAGUUUUCUGAAAUUUGAGCCAGGGUUCUCUUUAGGCACCUAAUGCAAGUGCAUUUGUACUAUCAUGAAAAUGAGGGUUUUUCAUAAAGAUUUGAAUCUAAUUACUCCUAAAUAUUCAUGGUUGAACUUGACAUUUCUUUUGUUGUUUAUUUCUUAUGACUUUGUGCUGUUUUCACUUGUUAUCCUUGUCUGUAUGCUGUUUUUGUCAUUUUAAAAUUUGUUGAGGCUCAUUGUUGUUUAGCGUGGUUCAGGUUGGAGUCGGUUGCAUAAAAGUUGAUUUUUGUUGUGUUUUCCAGUUAGAUUUAGUUUACUAGAUUUGGUGACAGUUUAAUGAUAUGCCUGAUGGAGAAGUUGUAUUGUGCUAAAUGCUUACUAUCACAUUUUCCUCCUUCUCCUUCUCACAUUUUCCUCCUCCUCCUUCCUCUUAAUCUUAAUGGGCUCAAAGGUGUGGAAGUGCUUGAUAGAACCAUGGUUGAGUUUGUACAAGGUAUUAACCUAAGUUUUGUUGAACUGGUUUAUUCUCUGCUGCCUCUGAAGCACGGACACGCCUGGGAAGGGGAGUGUCCAGGUGUUGCACACACGUCUGACACCGACACGUGUUGAAAGUGUUCAAUUACAAAAUUAUUUUUUUCAGCUCAGACACAACUUGGACACAGCUUGAACACUAUGCCCACACUCGUUCAUGGCUAGACACACAAAGUGUGAGUUAUGUGUUCUUGUGAGUUUUGUGUUUUGUUCCAUCUAGUUUCUGUUAUAUCUCUACUAGUAAUUUUAAUUCCUAUCAAUUUCAUUCCUGUAGAAUCUGCUACAAUUAUCUUAAUG